Messenger RNA from Morone saxatilis (striped sea-bass), 1786 nucleotides. RefSeq names its product transmembrane protein 222-like. The transcript is spliced from 6 exons. The coding region runs from base 25 to 576 and encodes 183 amino acids. The record is from RefSeq and is a predicted model, not a curated record. NCBI's taxonomy places the organism in Eukaryota, Metazoa, Chordata, Actinopteri, Moronidae.
UCCCCCCUGUCACUCCAGGCAGUGAUGGCGGAGGCGGACGAGACCGACGUGAUGAUGAAUUACCACGGUGAUUUCUUGAAAGGCGACAGAAAGAACGGCCGCUACCCUUACUGCGUUGUCUGGACGCCGAUUCCUAUUUUGUCGUGGGUGCUCCCCUUCAUUGGUCACAUGGGUAUAUGCACCUCUUCUGGGAUCAUACGAGAUUUUGCAGGCUCGUACUUUGUCUCGGAGGACAACAUGGGCUUCGGUAGACCAACAAAGUAUUGGAAGCUUGAUGUGGACAAAGUGUGUGGCAGUGGUGCUGCUACAUGGGACAAAGCGGUGCACGAUGCAUCUGAGGAAUACAAAUGUAGACCGCACAAUUUGUGCUUAGAUAACUGCCAUUCCCACGUGGCCAUGGCCCUCAACCUAAUGCGCUACGACAAUAGCACGUCUUGGAACAUGGUGAACCUGUGUGGGCUGUCUCUUAUUCACGGAAAGCAUGUGAGCUGGGCAGCCUUCCUCAAGACCUGGCUCCCCUUCUUCAUGCUCUGCGGAGUCCUCGGCACGUUCAUCCUAACACUCAACCUACAUUAGUGGAGCGAGCCGUUCAACGAGCUGACUCAUAGACUUUGGUUAUACUUUGUGCAUUGUCGUUGGCUGUUGAAUGAUGUGUUUUGACGGGACAUUUGUUUGUACAAGAAAAAAUUCCAAAUGAGGGACUCUAUUGCCUGUUAGUCUCUCUGAAAGUAUUUCUAGGCAAAGCCCAGCUGUUUGUGGGCAGCUUUGAACACACUGGUUUUGUUUAUUUUUUUCUCUACUAAUUAUUUAUGAUUAAGUGAGGCACACUAUUUGUAUUUCUUCAAAACUGACCAGAACUGUUCUUCACAUGGUGGGUCGUUAAGAGCAUUAUGAAGGAAGAUGAUCCUUUCCAGAUUACACCACAGUAGAGGACUACCGUCGAGUACAGAGAUGCAUUGUUCAAGAGUGGCAGUGAUGAAUGUGUUUCCAGACGGGCUAAUGUACAUUUCUGUGAUGGAUCACUAUAAAAUGGAUCGCAAAGUCUUAACAGAGGCGAAAGUAUUCAUCAAUUAUUUGUCUAAGAGAUAUGAGCCGCUACCAAAGAUAGAAUGAUGUAGGACCCACAUGUGAUAAAUAGUGGUAUUGUGCUGUAAAAAAGCCUUCCUCCUUCCCUACAAUCCUCUUUCCUCUGGUGUUUAAAGAAAAAUGAAGUGUUAAAGUGUUUACUUUAACAUGAGUGUAUUAUUUGCUUUACUCCAGACAGAAUUUGAACCCUUUCUAACCACGCAUCCUCAUUCAGGAAUGUCACUAUAACUCUGCCGAAUGAUGCACAUUUUGAGCAAUAUUACAUUAUAUUACAUCAUGUAUUAUAUAUUUUAUCUAUUUAUUUAUUUGAUGUUUUUGACGCUAUGUACCCAAAAGUAAGUAUUAUUUAUAAUUCUGUAUCUGCAUUAGUGUAAUAUUUGUGUUUCUGUAAUUUAUUUUUGGAUAUGCUGUGUACAGAGCCUUUUUAAGUCUCCCCUGGCAGACUGUGGUGGAGGUCACAGGCUGUGGAUGCCCUAAUCGUCCUCUGUACCUUUAAGGGAACCACGUACCUUUUUCAUCCAGCAGAUUCUGCGCGAUAUGAACUGCCAUCAAUUUACGGGAUUCUUUAUUCCCUGAGUGGAGUAGAUUCAGAGGGGCUGAAGCUCGAGUGCUCGUGGCUGCCUCUGCAGCAUUUGUAUUCAGAUUAUUAGUUUAUUAAUUCACAUGGAAUUAAGUUUUUCUCUGCUGUAAUUCAUACUCU